This is a messenger RNA of Acaromyces ingoldii, 1388 nucleotides long. RefSeq lists its product as hypothetical. Gene Ontology annotation, molecular function: GTPase activity. Gene Ontology annotation, cellular component: cytoplasm. The record is from RefSeq and is a predicted model, not a curated record. NCBI's taxonomy places the organism in Eukaryota, Fungi, Basidiomycota, Exobasidiomycetes, Exobasidiales, Cryptobasidiaceae. The coding region runs from base 85 to 1296 and encodes 403 amino acids. The transcript is spliced from 3 exons.
CUUCCACCGAUUUUUAGAGCCUUUGGGAGCACAGGAGGAAGCCAACCUUGGUAGCGCUCGCACUCUGUCUGACAGCUGCCGAGUAUGCCCUUUGGCCAGCUCGUCAUUGGCUCGCCGGGGUCGGGCAAGACGACGUACUGCCAUGGCCUGCACCAGUUCCUCGGCGCGCUAGGCAGGCCAGUCAGCAUCGUCAAUCUGGACCCGGCCAACGGCAGGAACCUGCCCUACCCAUGUGCCAUUGACAUAUCCGAGCUCAUCACCGUGUCCGACGUCAUGGCAGAGCUGCAGCUCGGGCCCAAUGGAGCCAUGCUCUACUGUAUCGAGUAUCUCGAAGAGAAUCUGGACUGGCUCGAGGCGCGACUAGAUGCACUGGGCGACGAGGCCUACGUCGCCUUUGACCUGCCAGGCCAGGUGGAGCUCAGCACCAACCAUGGCAGCCUCAAGCGGAUCGUCGAGAGACUGCAAAAGAAGCGAGACUGGCGGCUCGUAGCGGUGCACCUCAUUGAUGCGUCGCACAUCACCGAUGCUUCACGCUACAUCUCCCUGGUUCUGCUCUCGCUCAGGGCCAUGCUCAUGCUCGAGCUUCCCCAUGUAAAUGUACUGAGCAAGGUGGAUCUUCUUGGAGAGGCUGCGGGGGCCAAGAGAGAUAGAGAGGACGGAGAAGAGGACGGAGAAGAAGACGAAGAAGGUGACGAUCCAGGCGCAGAUGACGAAGGUUCUGAGACCUCGUCAAUACGAGCAGCCAAGAGCGGCCUCGCAUUCAAUCUCGACUACUAUACCGAGGUCCAAGAUCUCUCGUAUCUCCUCGGCCAUCUCAACGCAACGAUGGGCCCGCGUCGGAGCGCCAAGUUUUCGCAGCUCAACGAGCGCAUCUGCGAGCUUGUCGAAGACUUUGGUCUCGUCUCGUUUGAGACGCUCGCCGUCGAGGACAAGCGCAGCAUGCUGCGUCUCAUGCGCGUCCUCGACAAGGCCGUCGGCUACGUCUAUGUCCGCUCGGGCAGCGAUGGUGCACAAGAGAGGGAGCUACCUGACGCAGACGAUGCAGAGAUGGCCGCCUACGAGCCAGGCAGCUUCGUCGGCACCACGGGCUCGCGCAGGGGCACGGCCGCCUCGGCUGCCUCACUCUUUACCGUCGCCGACACGGGCGAGCCCGUCGGCUGGGGCUCGGCGGCCGACGUGCAGGAACGCUGGGUCGACCACCAGGACGCAUGGGAGGCCUACGAGGCCAAGGAGCGACAGGAGCUCGAGAAGCUUUGGCGAGACAACGAGAUCAAGGAGAGAAAGGCACCGGCGUGACUUCACACCCGGGCCAGAUAGGCAGAGACAGCGAAAAAGCACACGAACACACACCACACUGUAUCACUAAAUGCACUGAGUCGCAAAAUGGG